Messenger RNA from Darwinula stevensoni, 1645 nucleotides. The record is from the annotation of a GenBank genome assembly. Lineage: Eukaryota; Metazoa; Arthropoda; Ostracoda; Podocopida; Darwinulidae.
AGGUUAUGGAUGAUGACAAUUCAAUUACCAUCCAUAACUAACACGUCAGAGCCUAGAGGGAGAGUGCAAAGGAGAAGGCAGUGAGGUUCAUGAUGGUGUAGAUCCUAGACCAAAAGCAAGAAUUGGAUCUGACUAAGGUGUCCACAGUCCCCACUUUACCUGUGUAUGCUGCAGCUUAGGAAUACAGGUUCAAGAUAGUAAGAAAUUUCAUCAUGGUUGACUACAGCAAGUGGAAAGAUAUUGAAAUUUCUGAUGAUGAAGAUGACACUCAUCCAAACAUUGAUACACCAUCUCUCUUCCGCUGGCGUCACCAAGCCAGGGUUGAGAGAAUGGAAGAGAGAAAGAAAGAGAAGGAAGAGUUCCAGCAAAAAAAAACAAUGUAUGUGAAGAAGAAGGCUGAGUUGCAGAAGAAACUGGAAACUGCUGGGGGAGAUCCUUCCCUAGAAGAUGACAUCAAGAAAAGACUUGCAGAUAUUGAAAUUGAAGAGAAGAAGAUCACACAGGUAGAAGAAGAAUUGGAGAAGAAAGAGAAAUUGACCCCAUGGAAUAUUGACACAAUAUGUCGUGAGGGAUUUGAAAAGACAAUCAUCAAUGUCCCCAAAAAGAAACAAGUAGAGCAUUUGACAGAAGAAGAGAAAGAGAAACGCAUGCGAGAUUUUGUUAAGAAGCAUGAAAAAGAACUCAAGCAUUAUGGAACACUGCAGAAGUUUGAAGACAGCAAACGAUAUUUGCAAGAUAGGCUUCACCUAGUUUGUGAGGAUACUGCAAACUACCUUGUCUUCUGGUGCAUAAACUUGGAGAUGGAAGAGAAACAUGAUUUAAUGGCCCAUGUUGCCCAUCAGACAAUAUGCAUGCAAUUCAUCUUGGAGUUGGCCAAGCAGUUAGAAACUGAUCCCAGAGGCUGUGUUUCAUCAUUCUUCAACAGAAUCCAGUUAGCAGAUGUUGCAUACAAGAAGGGCUUCGAAGAUGAGUUAGAGUCAUUCAAAGAAAGAAUCCGUAAGAGGGCUCGUGAGAAACUGGAUGAAGCUGCUGAAGAAGAGAGAAGAGCACGACUUGGCCCAGGAGGCCUUGAUCCUCAGGAGGUCUUUGAGAGCCUUCCAUCUGAUCUGCAAAAGUGCUUUGAGGUUCAGGAUACAAACAUGCUGAAAGAGGUGAUUGCCAAAAUGCCAGAAGAUGAAGCUCGCUAUCAUAUGAAACGGUGUGUGGAUUCAGGACUCUGGGUGCCAGAUGCAAAUAAGAAAGAUGAUGAUGAAGAAGAAGCUGGAGAGGAUGGAGAACCAGAAGCAUCAGGAGUUCAGGGAGAAAGCUCCUCUACCAGCAACACUCUGCCUUGAGAAGUGAAUGAGGAAUUGUGAUGUAUCCUCCCAAGAGUCUCUAUGCUUCUGGGCAUAAUUGAAUGCAAAAAGAUUAUAAUGAAUUUCUCCCUUUGCAUCACUAUCAUCAGCAUCAUCCAUAUUGCUUCAAUUCUGAGCAGUUGUUCAGUGAACUGAUGCAUGGAUCUGGUCAGCUGAACUCUGAAUGGUGUCCAUCAAGGGAAUGCUUUUCAUGUAAAAAAAAAAACUGUCCAAGUUCUUUUCUGUAUCAGCUUCUUGUCUUCAUGGUCUCAUUUUGCAGUGUCUCAUGAAAAAUCUUUAGUUUCCUUUCA